This is a messenger RNA of Orbicella faveolata, 5675 nucleotides long. Its product is annotated as xanthine dehydrogenase/oxidase-like. The record is from RefSeq and is a predicted model, not a curated record. Gene Ontology annotation, molecular function: iron ion binding; iron-sulfur cluster binding; oxidoreductase activity. NCBI's taxonomy places the organism in Eukaryota, Metazoa, Cnidaria, Anthozoa, Scleractinia, Merulinidae.
UCACGAUGAUGUCGUGACGCGCGACAAUGAAGUCACAUGACCUGCAAGGUGCCUGCAUGCAAAGUAGGAAUCCCGGAUUGUUUCGUCCAUGCAUGUAUUCGCCUUGUAGUUAAAAAUGCCUGUGGACGGAGGAAUACGUCGUUCUGUUGGGCCUCACUUGGAAUGUCCCGAGUGUUUUGCAAGACUUGUUCCAGAGAAUGGAGUGCUGUCCAGUGGUCUUUACAAGGGUAAAUGCCAGACCUGUAACAAAGAGGUCACAUUUUGGUCUGUCCCCUCUCCUGUUAUUGAGAUCACAUUCUCUGUGAAUGGUGCACAGUAUAACGUGGCCAAUCCUGAUCCUGAGAUGAGUUUGAAUGAGUGGAUUAGAAAUCAGCCAGGACUUCAAGGAACAAAGGUCAUGUGCCGUGAGGCUGGCUGCGGUUGCUGUGUGGUUUCUGUAACGCUACAUGACCUGAGCAUUGGUAAAGAUGUAACAGUGGCUGUGAACUCAUGUUUAUUUCCAUUGUGUGCUGUAAAUGGUGCCUCUGUCACAACAGUCGAAGGCAUUGGGAAUCGUUUUGAUGGAUUUCAUCCAAUUCAGGAGAGACUUGCAGAGCAUAAUGGCAGCCAGUGUGGUUACUGUUCUCCCGGGUUUGUCAUGAAUAUGUACAGUUUAUUGCAGGAGAAUCCCAGUCCAUCUGAACAACAGAUUGAAGACAACUUUGAUGGAAACAUUUGCCGCUGCACAGGUUACAGACCAAUUCUGGAUGCAAUGAAAACAUUUGCAAAAACCUCAAAUCCAUUGGAUAUUGAGAAAGAAUGUGUAUCUCAAUUUGUUACUUAUUACAGACUUGUUCCAGAGAAUGGAGUGCUGUCCAGUGGUCUUUACAAGGGUAAAUGCCAGACCUGUAACAAAGAGGUCACAUUUUGGUCUGUCCCCUCUCCUGUUAUUGAGAUCACAUUCUCUGUGAAUGGUGCACAGUAUAACGUGGCCAAUCCUGAUCCUGAGAUGAGUUUGAAUGAGUGGAUUAGAAAUCAGCCAGGACUUCAAGGAACAAAGGUCAUGUGCCGUGAGGCUGGCUGCGGUUGCUGUGUGGUUUCUGUAACGCUACAUGACCUGAGCAUUGGUAAAGAUGUAACAGUGGCUGUGAACUCAUGUUUAUUUCCAUUGUGUGCUGUAAAUGGUGCCUCUGUCACAACAGUCGAAGGCAUUGGGAAUCGUUUUGAUGGAUUUCAUCCAAUUCAGGAGAGACUUGCAGAGCAUAAUGGCAGCCAGUGUGGUUACUGUUCUCCCGGGUUUGUCAUGAAUAUGUACAGUUUAUUGCAGGAGAAUCCCAGUCCAUCUGAACAACAGAUUGAAGACAACUUUGAUGGAAACAUUUGCCGCUGCACAGGUUACAGACCAAUUCUGGAUGCAAUGAAAACAUUUGCAAAAACCUCAAAUCCAUUGGAUAUUGAGGAAAUAACCGAAUGUCGUGGUGUGUGUGGCAAUGGUUGCAUGCAGUGCCCUAGAAAGUGCAUCACAACAUCUGUUCAUCAAAGUGGUGGUGUGUUGUGGUACUGUCCGACAUCACUUGCUGAUUUAUAUACACUGAUGUUGAAGCACACUGAUGAUAAGAUAAGGCUGGUGGCUGGAAAUACAGGAAAAGGUAUUUAUAAGAAUGAUGGUCCUUUUGAUGUAAUGAUUGACAUCUCUGAAAUUGACCAGCUACACACCAUACCAAGUGAAACUGAGUUACCCAAUGGUGAUGUUGUUAUUGGUGCUGGUGUGCCUCUGAACACACUUAUUAAGGUAUUGGAGGACCAAGCAAGUGUGGUGUCUGGUUACAAAGUGUUGGCUGAUCAUGUGCGCAAGGUAGCCAAUGUUCCUGUAAGAAAUGUUGCAAGCAUUGCCGGGAAUCUGAUGUUGACACAUGAUCAUCCUGAUUUUCCAUCUGACAUUUUCACAAUUCUUGAAGCUGCAGGCGCAAGGCUGAUUAUUGGUGACAGCUCGUCAAAAAGUGAAGCUCAGUACUCUCUCAUGCAAUUUCUAAACCUGGAUAUGACUGGCAAGGUAAUCCUGGCUGUCUUGUUACCCGUGUUUUCAAGUGACUGCGUCAUUUGCACCUACAAAGUCAUGCCAAGAGCCCAAAAUGCCCAUGCUUAUGUGAAUGCUGGGUUUGUAGCCAAGGUUGACAAGAGCAUCAUGACUGUGAAUAUUGCAAGGAUUGUCUAUGGUGGAAUAGAACCACAUGUAAUGCAUGCUGCCAAAACAGAAACGUUCUUGGCUGGUAAAAAGCUAACUGACCUGGACACUCUUAAAGGUGCCCUGUCUACUCUUGAACAGGAAAUUGUUCCUGAUUCACCUCCUGCGAGUGCAAGCAAAGAAUAUCGCAAAUCUCUGGCUCUUAGCUUGUUUUACAAGUUUUACUUGACUGUUCUGGGUGACAAGGCAUCAGCACGGGUCAAGUCAGCUGCAGAGCCAUUCAUUCGUCCUGUCUCGUCUGGCACACAGAGUUAUGACACGCAAUCCAGUGAAUACCCGCUAACAAAACCUAUGACAAAACUGGCUGCUAAGCUCCAGACUUCUGGUGAAGCUCAGUAUGUUUCUGAUAUUCCCAUUCAAGGUGGUGAACUCUAUGCUUCCUUCGUAGUGAGCACACAGGGAAACUGCAAGCUUGAUUCCCUUGAUUCAUCAGAAGCCCUUAAAAUGCCAGGAGUCAUCAAGUACAUCACAGUAGAAGACAUUCCUAAAGGGGGUGUCAACAAUUUCAUGCCAACGUCUUUUGGUUUUGCAGAGGAAGAGAUAUUUUGCAGUGGGGAUGUUGCAUAUGCCGGUCAGGCAUUGGGUAUCAUAGUUGCAGAUACUCAGCGUCACGCAGAUGAAGCGGUUAAAGCCGUGAAGGUGACUUACAAAGACCAGGGGCCUCUUCUGCUGACCAUUGACGAAGCUGUAGCGGCCAAGUCAUUCUUUGAUCCUCAAGCUAAAACGUUGAAGAAGGGCGACCCAGACACUGCAAUUAAAAAUUCACCACAUGUUGUUCAGGGUGCCGUAUCUACUGGACAUCAGUACCACUUCCACAUGGAAACACAGGUGGCACUGUGUAUCCCAGAAGAUGAUGGAAUGACUGUACACUGUCCAACUCAGUGGGUUGAUUUCACUCAAGCAGCUAUAGCACAGACUCUGAAUUACCCCGCUCAAAGUGUUAAUAUGGGUGUGAAGAGAUGCGGUGGUGCUUAUGGAGCCAGGAUCACCAGGGUCAAUCAAGUCGGUACAGCGUGUGCAGUAGCUGCUUAUGUCACGAAGAGGCCAGUUCGCAUGAGGAUGACUUUGAACACUAACAUGGAAUCUUACUUUUGUGACAACUGGAAUAUUGUGCCAUAUGCUACGCACACUCACACUGCUGGAAACACUUGGUGCCGUGCGCCAGCCUCCACCCAAGCAGUGUUCAUAAUGGAGUCAAUGAUGGAACAUGUUGCCAAAGAACUGAAAAUGACACCAGAGGAAGUGAGAAAAGUGAAUCUCUACAAAAAUGGACAGGAAACACAAAUGAAUCAGAAGCUGAAAUAUUGCAGCAUAUCUACUUUGUGGAAUGACAUCCUAGUCUCAAGUGACUUCCAGAACAGAAAAAAUGCCAUUGACACUUUCAAUAAGAAUAAUCGUUGGCGGAAGCGUGGAAUCAGUGUUGUCCCUCUCAAGUACGGAGUAGCUUAUGACGGCAACCAGUUCACUGCCAUGGUGUCAAUAUACCACGCUGAUGGUACAAUAGCCAUCGCUCAUGGGGGUAUUGAAGUGGGACAGGGAAUCAAUACCAAGGUAGCUCAAGUUGCGGCUUACAAGUUGAAGUGUCCUCUGGAUAAAAUUGCCAUCAAGCCAACUUCAGCAUUCAGCAAUCCAAACAGUGGUGCCACUGGUGGCAGCAUUACGAGUGAAUUGUGUUGUAAGACUGUGAUUGGUUGCUGUGACAUGUUAAACAAAGUGAUUGAUCCAAUCAGAGCCAAAAUGCCAUCUGCCACUUGGCCUGACCUGAUUGCCGAAUGCUACAACAGCGGAGUUGACUUAUCAGCUAAGUACAUGUGCGUAGAUACAACUUCAGAUUUGUUUGCCUACAACACCUAUGGAGUGACGUGCACUGAAGUGGAGCUGGACGUGUUGACAGGAGAAAGGGAGAUCUUACGUACAGACAUACUAAAUGACUGCGGACAAAGCAUGAACCCUGAGCUGGAUGUAGGUCAGGUUGAGGGAGCUUUUGUCAUGGGGCUUGGAUUCUGGUUGACAGAGAAAAUUAUCUACGAUACUGAUACAGGAAGAAAUCUGACGAAUGGUACAUGGGAGUACAAGCCACCGUGUUCAAAGGACAUACCAAUCGACUUCAGAGUGUCACUGCUGAAGAAUGCCCCCAAUCCACUCGGCAUCCUCAGGUCCAAAGCCGUGGGAGAGCCUCCUUUAUGUAUGUCCUGCGCAUGUCUGUUUGCCGUGAAGCAUGCUGUGGAAGAAGCAAGGGCUGAGAUCGGCAAAGGAGACGAGUAUUUUGUCAUGAAUGCUCCUUCUAUGGUUGAAGAUGCACAGUUAGCAUGUCUUGUAGAUUCCAGUCAAUUCACUUUGUGAGAAAAACAUACCAUGAGUAAAACAUAAAUACAUUUAGAAAGGGAAGAAAACAAAAAUACGGCAAAUAACUAUAAUAAGCCUCCCUUGAUAAUAAGCCCCGACUGAAUGUACUAGAAAAGAAUACUAUAGGAAGUUGAUUUACCUUUAUUGAUAUUUCUCCCUGAAGUUACUUACCAAGUAGAAGAUGGUGUUCAGUUGUAUGUUCUCUUAGAGACUCUUAGAAAAUAAUGCACGCUUAAGGUCUAGAAACGUCUGAAGGACGCAGGAGCGGGACGUGAGUGCGUUAAGCAGUUUUUGUAGACCUCAAAAGUGCAUUAUUUUCUGUAGAAAACGUAGGUACACCAUUUGGCUAAGAAUACAGCAUGUAAAAGCGAAAAUAUACACAACUGAGAAGCGGCAGUGAUGGCACUGGCAACACAACAUCCGGGACAUAAAUGUUCUGUCAUUUCCAGUCGUGUAUCUAUAAAAAAAAAAGGCACGCUCGGCUCCAACAGUGGGUAUACAGCAACAAUUUUCUAAAAUGCAUUAUACGAUAUGUCGAAUUAUUUUCGCAUUUUGAUUGGUUCUUAGUUAUGAUCAAUUGGAGGACAGACGCAUAGAUGACGUCAUUAACUAUUUAUUGGUUUCUUUAUUAGAUAAAAUAAAUAGAUUCCAUGUUGCCGUGCGUCUGUGCAAUAAUUGAUAACAGGAGAAGUUAAAAUCUAGUUAAAAAAAUCCGCGACACACUCGGCCAUCGCCUCGUGUGCCACUUCUUUAGAUUCCUACCCUAUUUUGACGUCAUCUAUGAUCAAUAACUGACCUGAUCGUACGGCAACAUGGAAUUUAUUUGUUAAACAGAAUGUUGAUAAUACACACUUCAUUGACAUCGUUUGAGUUGGUCUGAUGUGAUUUGUUGCAUCUUUACAGUGUAGAAUAAAAUAGAGAAAAAUGUAUACAAUUUUUAACCAAAAUCUGAGGUAGUCUUCUGUUGUACUCAUAACAUAAAUAAAAUCUACAUAUAUAUCUUGCAAAACGUUAUGAUAACCAACCUUUUAGGCGAUGGUAAGUAUUGUGAUUUAUGUUGUAAAUGGAAAAGCAUUAAUAAAGUUGAAAUUGAACAUGGGUCUAA